AUGCCUGAUGUUGGUAGUCUUGCACGGUGUCCACAACCGAAAUAUUCUUUUCAACUGCAGCCAUUUUGCAAGCAAGACCUCGUGUUUUCACCUAAACCCAUAAACCAACAAAAUGGAAAACGACGCCGGUGAAUGUGUUGACUUGUACUGCCCAAGGAAAUGUUCUGCUAGCAACAGGAUCAUCCAUGCUAAGGAUCAUGCUUCCAUCCAAAUCAGCUUGGUUGAUGUUAACCCACAAACUGGCAGGAUGACCGACACCUCCAAGAGCUAUGCUCUCUGUGGUGCUAUCCGCAGGAUGGGAGAAUCUGAUGAUUGCAUUGUCAGAUUGGCCAAGAAAGAUGGAAUCCUUUCCAAGAACUUCUAGAUUUAUUGACUUCAUGAAGGUGGUGUUCUUUUUUAUAAAAUACUGUUUUGUGAUUAAAUAAAUCUUUAUUUAUAAGGUAAACAUUGCCAUUAUAA
Messenger RNA from Nicrophorus vespilloides, 459 nucleotides. RefSeq names its product 40S ribosomal protein S21 (gene RpS21). Gene Ontology annotation, biological process: endonucleolytic cleavage to generate mature 3'-end of SSU-rRNA from (SSU-rRNA, 5.8S rRNA, LSU-rRNA); endonucleolytic cleavage in ITS1 to separate SSU-rRNA from 5.8S rRNA and LSU-rRNA from tricistronic rRNA transcript (SSU-rRNA, 5.8S rRNA, LSU-rRNA); translation. The record is from RefSeq and is a predicted model, not a curated record. NCBI's taxonomy places the organism in Eukaryota, Metazoa, Arthropoda, Insecta, Coleoptera, Silphidae. The coding region runs from base 113 to 364 and encodes 83 amino acids. Gene Ontology annotation, cellular component: cytosolic small ribosomal subunit; ribosome. The transcript has 4 exons. Gene Ontology annotation, molecular function: structural constituent of ribosome.